This is a messenger RNA of Nicotiana tabacum (common tobacco), 1869 nucleotides long. RefSeq names its product protein SUPPRESSOR OF K(+) TRANSPORT GROWTH DEFECT 1. Gene Ontology annotation, biological process: vacuole organization; endosomal transport. Gene Ontology annotation, molecular function: ATP binding; ATP hydrolysis activity. NCBI's taxonomy places the organism in Eukaryota, Viridiplantae, Streptophyta, Magnoliopsida, Solanales, Solanaceae. The record is from RefSeq and is a predicted model, not a curated record.
UCAACGUUCAAACUCUGAAUUUUGGAUUCUUUCAAAAAUGUUUUCUUCUUCCAUAAUCCAUUUUCCUAUUACCUUCUAUCUCUAAUCUUUCUUUAAACACAAAAAAAGGAAAAAAUGCUCAAAAACUUCAGAAAUUACAAAAAGAUCAAUUACUCAAACACUGUUCUCAGCUCUGAUCAAAUCAAAAAAAGAUCCCAACUUUUAGGGUUCCAAUUUCAAAAUCAUUUUUUUUUUUCAGAUACCCUUUUGAGUUCUGACCAAAACCCAUAAACUUUCUUUUGGAAAAUUAUUGUGGUUUUCUAUAUGAUCGAAGAUGUAUAGCAAUUUUAAAGAGCAAGCAAUAGAGUACGUUAGGCAAGCAGUACAAGAAGACAAUGCUGAAAACUAUGCGAAGGCAUUUCCUUUAUAUAUGAAUGCUCUAGAGUACUUUAAAACUCAUUUGAAGUACGAGAAAAACCCUAAGAUUAAGGAAGCAAUUACUCAGAAGUUUACAGAGUACUUGCGCCGGGCCGAGGAGAUUCGGGCCGUGCUAGAUGAAGGUGGUGGAAGUGGGCCUGGUUCAAAUGGAGGUGAUGGAGCUGUGGUUGCUAAGCCCAAGACUAAGCCCAAAGAUGGUGGUGAAGAUGGUGGGGGGGAGGAUCCUGAGAAAGAUAAGCUUAGAGCUGGGCUUAAUUCGGCGAUUAUUAGGGAGAAGCCUAAUGUGAAGUGGAAUGAUGUUGCUGGAUUGGAAAGUGCUAAACAGGCGUUGCAGGAAGCUGUUAUUUUGCCUGUCAAGUUCCCUCAGUUCUUUACAGGCAAGAGGCGGCCAUGGAGAGCUUUUCUUCUAUAUGGUCCUCCCGGGACAGGAAAGUCUUACUUGGCCAAAGCUGUUGCUACUGAAGCAGAAUCCACUUUUUUUAGUGUCUCAUCAUCAGACCUUGUAUCCAAGUGGAUGGGUGAAAGUGAGAAGCUAGUUUCAAACCUUUUCCAAAUGGCUCGUGAAAGCGCUCCUUCCAUUAUAUUCGUUGAUGAAAUCGAUUCCCUGUGUGGACAGCGAGGAGAAGGAAAUGAGAGUGAAGCUUCCCGACGUAUUAAAACAGAACUCCUUGUGCAGAUGCAGGGUGUUGGACACAAUGAUGAUAAAGUUCUUGUACUUGCAGCAACAAAUACACCCUAUGCCCUAGAUCAGGCUAUACGGCGAAGAUUUGAUAAGCGUAUCUACAUUCCUCUCCCAGAUCUGAAGGCACGGCAACACAUGUUCAAAGUUCACUUAGGCGAUACCCCCCAUAACUUGAGCGAGAGUGACUUUGAAGACCUGGCCCGUAAGACAGAGGGGUUUUCUGGUUCAGAUAUUUCCGUUUGCGUCAAGGACGUGCUAUUUGAACCUGUACGUAAAACGCAAGAUGCUAUGUUCUUUACUCAGACUUCUAAUGGUACCUGGGUGCCAUGUGGACCAAAGCAACCGGGUGCUGUGCAGACAACUAUGCAGGAGCUUGCUGCUAAAGGACUUGCAUCCCAGAUAAUCCCGCCACCCAUUACAAAGACAGACUUUGACAAGGUUCUCGCACGUCAAAGACCAACAGUGAGUAAAUCUGACCUUGAAGUGCAUGACAGAUUCACAAAGGAGUUUGGAGAAGAAGGUUGAAGAAAUUGAUUCAUCACUGGUAACUGCUAUACCUGGAGUUGCCAUGAUUUGUAUUCUCUGCUUCUUGUAUGAAAAAUUUGCGAUAUUCAUCAUAGGCUCUUCAAACGGGAUGUUGACAUUCUUUACCCUUUUAGGAAUUGUGUUAGUUUUAGCUUUGCAUGUAUCUAUCAUUGUCAAGACAACAUUGCAAGAAUCUUUGGUUGUAUGCCUUUUACAAUUCUAAUUGCAAUCACUUUAUUCACAAA